This is a messenger RNA of Coregonus clupeaformis (lake whitefish), 4785 nucleotides long. RefSeq names its product glutamate receptor 3. Bases 351 to 3023 code for a protein of 890 amino acids. Lineage: Eukaryota; Metazoa; Chordata; Actinopteri; Salmoniformes; Salmonidae. Gene Ontology annotation, biological process: synaptic transmission, glutamatergic; modulation of chemical synaptic transmission; monoatomic ion transport. Gene Ontology annotation, cellular component: AMPA glutamate receptor complex; plasma membrane; postsynaptic membrane. Gene Ontology annotation, molecular function: AMPA glutamate receptor activity; transmitter-gated monoatomic ion channel activity involved in regulation of postsynaptic membrane potential. The transcript is spliced from 16 exons. The record is from RefSeq and is a predicted model, not a curated record.
CCCAGCCCACGUCUGCAGCGGCUGCAUGGCGAGGAUGCUGUUAUAAUUCAACGUCAGAUCAAGUUUAAUCAACGUCCCCCUGCUGGCUCAAUUGGAUCCUUAUACACAAAAAUAUCCUCUUCUCGCUCCGCUACCAUCUUUGAGAAAGUCUGUGCCUUUUUUCUCAACGGAAGAAGAUUCGCUCUGCUGCUGUUCGGCUCGCAGUUCAAUGUAUAUCACUCGUAGUCCACAGUGAGAGGCUGAGAGCACCUUACACAUCUGGCGGAUUUUCUCUGCGCAUAGGCUUGUGUACUUACAUGGUUUUCCUAUAUCAGAUUCGUUUGAGGAGUUAAAUUCAGAGGUCUGAGAAAAUGGGGCAUCGCAUAAUAGCGACUGUCCUUUUUUUUGUGUGGCUUUUUGGUAAAUCGCAUGGAGCGUUUCCAAACCAGAUAAAUAUAGGUGGGCUUUUUAUGCGCUCUACAGUGCAGGAGCACAGCGCCUUCAGAUUCGCUGUCCAGCUGUAUAAUACCAAUCAAAAUGUGACGGAGAAACCUUUCCAUCUCAAUUAUAAUGUAGACAACCUCGAAUCCUCCAACAGCUUUUCCGUCACACAUGCGUUCUGCUCCCAGUUCUCCAGAGGAGUGUAUGCCAUUUUCGGCUUCUACGACCAGAAGUCCAUGAACACGCUGACCUCGUUCUGUGGGGCUCUACACACCUCCUUUAUCACACCCAGCUUCCCCACCGAUGCCGACGUGCAGUUUGUCAUUCAGAUGAGGCCUCCUCUACGGGGAGCUGUCCUCAGCCUGCUGGCCCACUACAAGUGGGAGAAGUUUGUCUACCUCUACGACACCGAGAGAGGUUUCUCUAUCCUUCAGGCCAUCAUGGAGUCAGCAGUGGCCAAUAACUGGCAGGUGACGGCCCGGUCGGUGGGCAGAAUAGUGGACCCUACAGAGUACAAACGUAUCAUCGAGGAGAUGGACCGCAGGCAGGAGAAACGCUUCCUCAUCGACUGUGAGGUGGGAAGAAUCAACACCAUCCUGGACCAGGUGGUGACCCUGGGGAAGAACAGCAGAGGCUACCACUACAUCCUGGCUAACCUGGUUUCACUGCAGGGCUUCGCUAACAUGAGCCUGGACAAAGUGUUUGCUGGAGGAGCCAACAUAACAGGCUUCCAGAUCAUCAACCCAGAGAACCCUAUAGUCACACAGUUCCUCCAGCGCUGGGAACGCCUAGACGAGAGGGAGUUUCCCGAGGCUAAGGGCACACCACUGAAGUACACGUCGGCGCUGACCCAUGAUGCCGUGCUGGUCCUGGCAGAAGCCUUCCGGUACCUGCGGAAGCAGAGGGUGGACGUGUCCCGGAGGGGGAGCGCUGGGGACUGCCUAGCCAACCCGGCCGUGCCCUGGAGCCAAGGCAUUGACAUUGAGAGAGCCCUCAAAAUGGUCCAGGUACAAGGUAUGACAGGGAAUAUCCAGUUUGACUCGUUCGGUCGGAGAUCCAACUACAGCAUCGAUGUGUACGAGAUGAAAAUAGGGGGGCCCAAGAAGACCGGGUACUGGAAUGAAUUCGAAAAAUAUGUAUAUAUUGUGGAUGCGCAGGUCACCAACGAGUCCUCUUCUGUGGAAAACCGAACGAUUGUGGUCACUACUAUUAUGGAAUCUCCUUAUGUGAUGUACAAGCGAAACUACUUGUCGCUGGAUGGGAAUGACAGAUAUGAAGGCUACUGUGUCGAUUUAGCUGCCGAAAUUGCAAAACAUGUGGGGAUAAGAUACAAACUGUCAGUAGUUGCGGACGGGAAGUAUGGUGCAAGGGAUCCAGAGACCAAGACGUGGAACGGGAUGGUGGGUGAACUGGUAUAUGGGAGAGCUGAUAUAGCAGUGGCUCCUCUAACUAUAACAUUGGUACGAGAGGAGGUGAUAGACUUCUCUAAGCCUUUUAUGAGCCUGGGGAUCUCCAUUAUGAUAAAGAAGCCUCAAAAGUCAAAGCCGGGCGUGUUCUCCUUCCUGGACCCACUGGCCUAUGAGAUCUGGAUGUGCAUAGUGUUUGCCUAUAUCGGCGUGAGCGUGGUGCUCUUCCUGGUCAGCCGCUUCAGCCCCUAUGAGUGGCAUCUGGAUGAGAACGACGAGGCCAAAGACCCCCAGAGCCCUCCAGACCCACCUAACGACUUUGGGAUUUUUAAUAGCCUGUGGUUCUCCCUGGGCGCCUUCAUGCAGCAAGGAUGCGAUAUCUCGCCAAGGUCUCUGUCGGGCAGAAUCGUGGGGGGGGUGUGGUGGUUCUUCACCCUCAUCAUCAUCUCCUCCUACACAGCCAACCUGGCUGCCUUCCUCACAGUGGAGAGGAUGGUGUCUCCCAUAGAGAGUGCUGAGGACCUGGCCAAGCAGACAGAGAUUGCCUACGGGACCCUAGACUCAGGCUCCACCAAGGAGUUCUUUAGGCGCUCCAAAAUAGCAGUUUAUGAGAAAAUGUGGUCUUACAUGAAAUCGGCUGAACCGUCAGUGUUCGCAAAGACCACACCAGAAGGGGUUGCUCGAGUGCGAAAGUCGAAAGGCAAAUUUGCCUUUCUUCUCGAAUCCACAAUGAACGAGUACAUUGAGCAGCGGAAACCUUGUGACACCAUGAAAGUGGGCGGCAACCUCGACUCUAAGGGAUACGGUGUGGCAACACCUAAAGGAUCAGCAUUAAGAAAUGCUGUUAACCUGGCAGUGUUAAAACUGAAUGAGCAAGGCCUCUUGGACAAAUUGAAAAACAAAUGGUGGUACGACAAGGGAGAGUGCGGCAGCGGGGGAGGUGACUCCAAGGACAAGACAAGUGCUCUAAGCUUGAGCAAUGUGGCGGGAGUCUUCUAUAUUCUGGUUGGAGGGCUAGGGCUGGCUAUGACCGUGGCUUUGAUAGAGUUCUGUUAUAAGUCACGGGCAGAAACCAAAAGACUGAAUCUGGCUAAGAAUGCCCAAAACUUUAAACCAGCUCCUCCGGCAAACACCCAGAAUUUUGCCACAUACCGAGAAGGCUAUAAUGUGUAUGGAACAGAGAGUGUUAAAAUCUAGGGGAUCUGAAGUCUGUCCCUUCCGCUGGUGUGUCUGGAGGAAGGGACAGUCACUCUGUAGGAAUACAACCCACUGGCUGGCACCCUGGAAGCGAGGCGGCAGACUUGGUCAUCAGCUUGGACCCAAACCCACAGUCAACAAAUGCCCAUCCUGGGUUGCCAAGCCUGGCACGAUAAUCGACGAUGGUGACGCAAUAGGACUUGUGCUUCUUGAAAUAUGGGACUUGCCUCUCUUAGUGCCUUACGGAGCAUUCAGCGUCACAGCAAUGCAACUCCAUUUUGGUUCACUUGAAAAUACAAGAAUCGCAAAAGAAUAUAGGGUAGGAAAGAAAGAAAACAUUUAUACUGUUGUAAUCUAUAAGUGGGAAAGUUUUAGUUGAAUUAUUUUGAAGAAAAAAAGCCAUUAAGAGACUCAUCCCAGAGAACAUUUAAAGUCAUUUCAAGCCUUUACAGGCAUAUUUUAGUGGUAAAAUGUUUAUUGAAAAAAUGUUUUUUUAUUUAACGUACUAGAGUCAUCUUCCUAUUUUACUAUAGAUUAUUAUAUGACAUUGAAAAUAAUUUUAAGACGAACUUAAUAGGGUAGGAUCAAUAGAAAAGGACAAUGUUGUACCCUAAUCUUUUAUUUAAAAUAUGUGCAUAAUUUGAAAUCAUUGGUUAUUUAAAAUGUCUUAGGUGCUGUCCAUUUCCUCAGAGCCUGAUGGACAAGCUGCCAUUUGAUCAUCAUGGUAGCAGUAUAACAUGACUGGUUAAAAUAAAUGCAAUAUUUAAUUUGGGCCAUGGCCCACACUUGUCACUACUGCCGAAAAUGUUACAUUGAAAACAGUUUUUAUGAAGAUGUGAUCAGUUUUUAAAAGCCAUAUGGGGCCAUAUUGUUGAGGUUUUUGAUUGAACAGAGUAUUAACAGUUGUAGAGAACACUUGCAGUAUAGGCCUACUGAGCAUAAUUGGUUUUUGGUUAUAAACAGUACACCCCUAUUUACAACAUAUUAAAGGUUUGAGUACUCAUCUUAAUCAAAAUCGGCUACAUUUCUUUCACAUUAAAAUGGAAAAAGGUUCUUAAAUUGUAAGUCUAAUUGCAACGCAAUCCAAUGAUAAUAUAUUUAAAGGAGUUAAAUCUCUAUCUUAACAUGUAUGGUAAAUAUAGCACACUAUAUCUGGUUGUAAUUUACAUUAAUUUAUUUGUACCUGUGUGUUUUCUGUUUAGAUUGGGUUAAUUACUGAAUAAUGAUCAAUGAGAGUGGAGAGAGAGAUCAGAAGAAUACAACUAGAGUAUUUCUGUUUUAUGUUUCUGAGAAAAAUAACUAUCAGAAGAAUACAACAAGAGUAUUUCUGUGUUUUUAUGUUUCUGCAAAAACUGUGAUCCACUAGCCUACACUUUGAAGACAUGCCAAGACAAAACGGAUUAUGAUGAAUAAGAUAAUUCUUUAUAAACCAUGGAGAACCAUAAAUGUUAAGAAACAUGUAUAUUUCCAGUUGAUUUUUUCUUUUCUUUUUUACAAAUAAAAUGCAUGUGAAAUUGGUGAACCCUUUACCAAACUGCAACCUAAAGCAGACCCUAGGAAGUUAGCAAACAAUCUCAACUUUAUAAUGAAUUUGAUCCUUUCAGUCUUUUGGUUAUUUUAUUUGUAACUGCACCUCAGCAAUGAGAAAAUUGCCACGCUACGUAGUGAUAACAAGAACUGCAUGUGUGGACAUACUGAACCUUGUGAGGUCCUGUACAAAUAAUUUUAUUACAUUUUGUAAAUAAAAAUGGAUUAAAAAUCG